Messenger RNA from Pectinophora gossypiella (pink bollworm), 3563 nucleotides. Its product is annotated as zinc finger protein 470-like. Lineage: Eukaryota; Metazoa; Arthropoda; Insecta; Lepidoptera; Gelechiidae. The record is from RefSeq and is a predicted model, not a curated record. The transcript is spliced from 9 exons. Bases 168 to 3350 code for a protein of 1060 amino acids.
ACGUCCUGAUUGAUAAAUAAGUUGACAGCAAUGAGUAAAGUAAUACAGAAUACAGACAUAAUAAGAAAUUGCUACUAGAUCUGUAAAUCUGUAUUCUGUCUGUCUGUAAUCACUUGAAGUCGAUCAUACUGUGUAUUUAACUAACGUGAUAUUUCUGUUUCAAAGCGAUGUCGGAGGAGUCGGACGAUGAACCUUUAUCCGCCCUAGCGGCGGCCAAGAAGCUAAACCCCGAGAAAUUUGCUCUUGAAAUCAUACCUCAAACUGCUGAGAACGAAAUUAAGCUGAGAAAGAAGAAGAAGCUAAAGAAAACUCAAGAGUUUAUGCUUAACAAAGCAGGUUUGACCAUUGACUUGGCUCGUAAAGUAAAAAGCCAGCUCUCUCGCCCUGUGAUCCAACGCCCAGCAGAUGUUUGGUUGUAUCUAAAGGAUUUGAACCCGACUGGACCAUACAGUUGCUUACUAUGCUCUGAAUGGUUUAUCAACAGGUCUAAAAUAGUAGUCCAUUAUAUUUUAAAUCACAAAAAGGAUUUCUGUGGGAUAUGUAGAUACUUUGUCCCAGACAGAGAAGCAUGGCAUGCUCACAAGAAGUUCCAUACACCAUGGCCAUGCUCCCAGUGUGUUGAGGACUUCCCUACAGAUGUUGACUUGAAGCAACAUCUCAGUAUUGCACACAACCUUGUACACUGCCGACUGUGCCACUUCCGACUCCCAGACAAUGAUCAGUACCACACACAUUUGUUCCAAAAGCACAAUGUUUCAAAUGUCUCAAGUAAAGACGGAGACAUACUAUGGGAACUAGAGUUUGAAGGCUGUCAGAAAUUCCUCUGUCUACUAUGUUGUAAAUCUAACAAUUUAUCAACAACAUUUGUCAACCACUACAUGGGGUACCACCAUUUUACACUCAAGUGCUUCACAUAUCUUAUUUCAGGAUCAGAUUUCCCAUUCACUGUUUUUGGUGCAGAUGUUAGUCAAGGGUUUAUUGAGAGUUUGAAAAACACACAAAAGUGUGGCUAUGUUGACUUAGAUCAUAAACAAACUAGUGAAGCAAUUCAACAAAAUAUUAUUAAAGAAAAUGAGAACACUUUAAGAGAACUUCUUUCGGAAAUAAAACAAGAGAGUGUGAGUGAUGUAGAUGAUGCAAAAAAUGAAAAUGCCCCAGAGAUUGACAAAAGUCAGUUAGAACUUAUAAAAUCAUACAAGGGUGACGAAGAUUUUGAUGUAACAUUAAUGGAACUGGUUGUGCUUCAGAAAACUUACUUUGAAUAUCUAACUGGAGCUCUGACUGCCAUAAGCUCAAACCUUGUACCUGAAAAUUCUGAUAUUGACUAUGAAAAAGCAAGAGAAAUGAUUGCAGAAGUCAAUUGUUCUUUAUGUCCAAAUAAAUAUAGCAAUAUUCAAGAAUUUACUACUCACAUGCACAAGAUGCACAGUGUGAAAAUGGUGCCAAUCUUUUCAUGCCGAGUGUGUGCCACCACUUUUGAUAGUCAAAAUGAGCUGGACAGUCACAUAAGUGAUGAGCUUGGUGACUUUGAAGAUCUCUGGUUAUGUCAGUUUUGUGACAAAGAAUUUGACAACAGAGUUGCGACUCGGCGCCAUUUGAUUGAACAUAUGGAACUGCUGGAGUAUGACAACUGCUUCAGUCCCCAUCUGGGGUUUAAGUGUAAAUAUUGCCCGACUCUGUUCUGGAAUGAACCAGAUAGAGAGACACACCACACGAGGGUACAUUUUCCGAAGUAUAAAGAUCAGUAUUAUAAGUGUGAAUGCUCUGAAUUAUUUAGUGAUAAGAUCUGGUUUACACACCACUAUUUAGAAAAGCACAACACCGAUGCCUCUAAUCUAAAAUACCUGCUUAAGUGCUGCUUGUGUGCCAUUGUGGUCUCCUCAGUGGAACAGAUGCGGACUCACUUUGUCACUGAACAUCCGGAGGCUAGGAAACUAUUCUGCUCUCUCGAUGGAUGUCAGUACAGGCCACUCAGCCAUAAGAAGUCUUUUAACCUUCAUUUAAGGUCUCAGCACUAUUCAAUGGAGCGGAAGGACCUGGCGUGCUCAUGCAGCAUCUGCGGACGCGAGUUCCCGAACGCGCGCGCGCGCAGCGCGCACACGACUGCUGUGCAUGGGCCCGGCAAGUUCAAGUGCAAGAUAUGCAAGGAGUUACUGCAUUCUAUGGAUGAGAGAAAACUGCACUACCUGCUCCGUCACCCGGGCCACCACCCUUAUGAGUGCCAGGAGUGCGGCAAGUCCUUCCAGUACAAGUCGUCGCUAUACAUGCACAAACAGGACCACUCACCCGUCAAAAAGAACUACACUUGCAACAUCUGCCAGAAAGUUUUUGCGAAAAAAGACUCCUUCCGUGAGCACCUGCAGAUCCACGAGGGCCCCCGUCACGCGUGUUCCUACUGCCCGAUGCGGUUCGUGCAGCGCUCCAACAUGCUGCGCCACGAGCGGAGACAUACAGGCGAGCGCCCGUACCACUGUACCCAGUGCGACCGCACCUUCGCUGACAAGGGCGCUUGUACCUCUCAUCUUAGAACUCACUCGAAAGAAGCUUCGUACGCUUGCCUGUACUGCGGCCAGACGUUCGUCCAGAAGUCGAAGCUGACGUACCAUAUCAGGAAGCAUACGGGAGAGAACCUGGAGACCUGUACUGUCUGCUCCAAGCUGUUUACCAGCGCCUGCUCGCUCCGGGAGCAUAUGAAGAUACAUCAGACCACUAACAAGGAUGGAGUUAAAUGCCCGCUUUGUGAUAAGAAGUACAAAGACGAGCGCUACAUGCUACGCCACCUGCGCACGGCUCACUCGGGCGCGCACCACACCUGUCCGCUGUGCCCCAAGUCACUGGCCAGCCCGGUCGGCCUCAGGCACCAUGUAUUGACACACAGCCGGCUUAACAUGUUCCAUUGUAAAUGCUGCACGAAAUCCUACGCAGUGAAGCGUACGAUAACCAAACAUCUUCGUCGACGUCACGGACUGAAAGGCUCGGAAAUAAACGUCAAAGAUUUCUACAGACGCCUAGACCCUAGAGAACUAGAACUUGGGUUAGACGAAGACAUGAUGACCACCAUAUUUGGACCCCCAAAGAGAGUAGCUACCGAUAUCUUGAUAGGCGAUUUUAUAACAUUCCCGAAGAAAAUAACACUUCCUAAAAAACCGGACGUUACUGGUGACGGCAAUGACGAGGAAGAUGAUGAUGAAGAAACGAAGGAAGAAGAGAUGGAGAGUGAAGAUGAAGAUCCACCAGCUACUAAAGAAACUGAAUUUGCAAAUAAUGAAGCAGAAGAGCUGGAGCCAACGGAUUUCGUUAGCGUUAAAAUUGAACCUAUGGACGAAGAGGAAUCAGAAGCGUCAAAUUAAGCUUUAUUUAUAAGUAAUAUCGAAUAUUGAAUGUGUACUGUACGUAUUGAGCUGUUCAUUUCUAUUUAGUUAUUUUUUGUUAUGAAAUUUCAUUGUUUAUUAUUAUUAAUUAUUAUAAUGAGAUCUCUGUUCAAUUAAGUAUAGCAUUGUAGGGAAAAUGUAGCUUAACCAAAAUAAAGUAGUAGAAUCAAUUUAAAUUCUACAGUUAUUGUA